Messenger RNA from Cokeromyces recurvatus, 303 nucleotides. RefSeq lists its product as uncharacterized. NCBI's taxonomy places the organism in Eukaryota, Fungi, Mucoromycota, Mucoromycetes, Mucorales, Mucoraceae. The transcript has a single exon. Bases 108 to 263 code for a protein of 51 amino acids. The record is from RefSeq and is a predicted model, not a curated record.
AUCUUUUUCUACUACUUCUACCACCACUACUACAACAGUUUUACAGCGAUUCUUAAAUUAGCUAAUCAUUUGUAUCUUAUUGGAUGAUAUAAACUACAUAGCACACAAUGAAAUCCCUCUUUUUUUUUUUCAGUUCAAUCCAAAUCACCAGUUGUUUAAUAGACUUCUCUAUCAUUAACUUUCAACUUGAUUUACUUGCAAUUACACUUUGUUUUUUUUUCGUUUUUUUCAUCUUGAAAGUACAUUUGUUCUCUAUAAACUAACCUGGGAAAACUACUAGUCUAUUUAAGAUAUUACGUGCUC